AUGUACUUGCCGCGCUCGUUAAUCUCCAAGCUCUAUAUACACCUACAAAAUUCGCGACAUCCCCUCUCUCCUCCCGUUCUCAUUCUCGUCGCCCUCGAGCCCGACGCCCUAUGCGGCUGCCGCAUCCUGGCCCGCCUGCUCAAGCAUGAUUACAUUCCGCACAAGAUACAUCCCAUCUCGGGCUACGCCGACCUCGAAAAGGCCGGCAAGGAGCUUGUUGCGCCCAUGAUGCAGUCACAGGGCGGCGCCGGUGGUCUUGUCGUCUGCCUCGGCGUCGGUGGCAUGAUUGAUCUUGGCCCACUGCUCGGGCUCGAACCCGAGGGCGACGAGAAUCCUUACAGCGGCGUCGAGGUCUGGGUGCUUGAUGCUCACCGUCCUUGGAAUUUGGCCAACGUCUUUGGCGGCUUUCCACUGCAGCCCUCCUCGGACGCCGCAGUGUCCUACCAGUCGCGCAGCCCGGUGGGCGUAUCAGGUGGCGGAAUUGGGCGCGCCUACAACUCCGACCGCGGCGGAAUCGUUGUGUUUGAUGACGGUGACAUCGAGGAGGAGCUGUCAGCCGAGCGUGGUGCGUAUCUCGCGUUGGUAGAUAUGCCAGAGGUAGAGGAUAAUGGCGACGACGACCAAGGACUGAGCGAUGACGACGACGACAACCCUUUAGAACCCCGAGCUCUUGCCGGCCAAAAGCGCAAGAGCUCGUCCGGCAACCAAGACGACUGGAGCGAUGACGACGAUGAUAGACCUCAUCAACGGCGGCGGAGUAACUCGUCGAGCCCGCUUCCCUCAUCGAGACGCCCAGCACAGCGAGGACUGGUAUCACUUCGAGACCCCGACGCCGGACUAUCUAGCGACCCCAUCGAGCCUCCAUCUGGCGCACAGGAGCCGCCCGCGCCCUCGGCCCGUGCCCUGCGACGGAAACUUUUGCGAAUGCGAAGUGAAAACGAGACAGUACUACAACAAUACUACAAGAUGGGAUCGUCAUUUUCAGACCCAAUCUCCUCCAUGAUGUACUCGUUGGCGUCGGAGCUUGGUCGCGAAGACAAUGAUCUGCUGUGGCUAACUAUUGUCGGUGUGACAUCAAUGGAGUUGUACGGAAAGUCGUCGGCGGGUGUGGCCGCGCCGGUCCGAGGCUCGGACAAUAAUCGCCCAACAGGAUGGAUGGGAGUGCGUGGUGCACGCCUUCGCCAGCUGCUGCGAGAUGAAGUGCGCCGAUUGAACCCCCCGGAAAUGGCCAACGGGCGUGUUGCUCCUGAGAACACGGGCGUCAUCCCGACCACGGCGCGCAACCCCGAAGAUACAGGCAUCAGACUAUCCCCGGAGCCGCGCUUCCUCCUCAUCCGCCAUUGGAGCUUAUACGACAGCAUGCUACAUUCUCCAUACUUGUUCUCGCGUUUAAAGACGUGGAGCGAGAGUGGAAUCAGGCGCCUGCACAAGCUACUGGCCAAGAUGGGCGUCAGCCUUGCGCAGUGUAAGCAGAGCUACACGCACAUGGACAUGAUGCUGAAGCGAGAAUUGCGAGCCAAAUUGCUUCAAUACGGCAAGCUAUACAAUCUGGAAGAGAUGGUACCGGCAGUGGACACGGACGGCAAAGACCGGGGAGGCGCCAAAGACGGAUGGGGGUUCGUGCGGAGCUGGGGCUGGCGCGCAACACUGUCUGCGCAAGAUGUCGGCGUAGUGAUUGGGGCCCUGCUCGAAGUAGGCAAGCACACAGAGGCCUUGGGUCUGGCUUACGCGGCCAGCCAGGCCAGCCGCGAGGUCGAAGACGACGCCGAAGUUGCCGCUCAGGGCGAAGAGUGGAUUGGGCGAUUCUGGGAAGCCUACGACGCGCUCGAGGACAUUGAUGCUCUGAAAGCGGGCCUACCUACGGCGCAAUUUCUGCAUCGAGCCAUCUACAGAACCGGCACGUCACUGAUUAACAAGAAACAAAUCAAGCAUUUGCGAGCAUUCCGGCUAUGUGUUGUCAAGGAUGGCCCCGACGUGUCGCUGUUUACCCAUCCUUCGGCGUUGACGAAACUGUCGCUAUGGAUCGGCGAGGCCCUCGUCGAGCAAGAGAGAGAAGCACAGGGAAAGCUGUCGCACGGGGGGCGCGGAACGCCCUUGGUGGUGGCCAGUCUGCACGAGAAGCGCGGCGUCUACGUGGUUGUUGGGACGGGCGGGGGUGGCGGCCCCGACUCGACCUUUAUGGCAAAGGAAUCGGCAAAGCAUCGGCAGCAGGCCAAGGAGGUCAGGGCGAAGAAGAAGGAGGAGUCUCGUCUGGCCAAGGAGCAGGUCAAGGCGCAGAAGAGAGCAGCCAAGGAAGCGGCGGGCGAGGACGUAGACGAGCUCGAGACCGAGUCGGAGGGCUCGGAUGGGUCAGAUUCGGAUGAUGAUUCAGACUUGGACGAAGAGGAGCACGGCAAGGGCUACGGCCUGAACCGGUUCGGCAGCGCAUUCCAAGAAGUUGUGGCCGAGACGAGCGCGCGUGUGCGGAUCGACAGCUUCGAGCACUGCGUGGUCGAGGUGAAGAAGGAAGACUUGGGUGGCUUCCUGGAGAGCCUAAGUAUGAAGGCGGUUGUUGGAUAA
This is a messenger RNA of Cordyceps militaris CM01, 2559 nucleotides long. Its product is annotated as CDC45-like protein. Gene Ontology annotation, biological process: double-strand break repair via break-induced replication; DNA replication initiation; mitotic DNA replication preinitiation complex assembly. Bases 1 to 2559 code for a protein of 852 amino acids. Lineage: Eukaryota; Fungi; Ascomycota; Sordariomycetes; Hypocreales; Cordycipitaceae. The transcript is spliced from 2 exons. The record is from RefSeq and is a predicted model, not a curated record. Gene Ontology annotation, cellular component: DNA replication preinitiation complex. Gene Ontology annotation, molecular function: single-stranded DNA binding; DNA replication origin binding; chromatin binding.